GUCGCUGAGUUCAUAUGUGCUGCGGCUAUAGUCCACAUUUAAUCUACAAUAAACACAAUGGAGAUGUCAUAUCAAGCCAUCAAAAUUGCUAACCAGGCAAGAGAAGCAGAUGAAUUAAGAACAGAAACCAGAAGAAGGAAUUUGCUUACAUUAAUUUAUUAUCAUUUAAUGGACGAAGGGUAUGUGGAUGCUGCUAAUGCACUGGAACGAGAGACACGUAUUGGGUUGCACAGGUUUGAAGUGUGUGACAAUGUUGAUUUGGAGACGGUUCUCAUGGAGUAUGAAAGCUUUUACUUCAUUAAGUUUCAGAAAUAUCCCAAGCUAACUAAGAAACUGCCAGAACAAGGUGAGAAUAGACGUGUGAGAAGCUCCGAUAAGAAGAGGGCCUCAAGUGUAACACAAACACUGCCCAGGAUCACAAGUGUUCAGCGUCCACAUUCUAGGAAUGGGAUUAAAAAGCAGGAGUCUAAGGCAGCAGGGAAGGACUGGAUGAAAUCUGGCACAGAGAACAGAGGAUCAUAUCUUCCAGAGAGCAAUGAGUUUGGCCUCAAUGUGUCACCCAUCAUUAGGAAUGGAGUUGGGGAAGGGACACAGAUGAAGAAGGGUCAACUGGUGGACUACAGGGGUCUCAUUCAGGAUGCUAUUAAAGGCACAUUUAACGAAACAGCAACAAACAGCUUGUCCUGCAAUCCUGAUCCUUCAGAGCGGCUGCUCAAACCAGUCAGUGCCUUCUGCGGGAUGAACGGUGAGAUGAGAGAGCUUGCAGCUGUUAUUAGCAGAGAUAUCUAUUUACACAACCCCAACGUGCACUGGGACGACAUUAUAGGCCUGGAGGCUGCCAAGCGAUUAGUCAAAGAGGCUGUCGUCUACCCCAUUAAGUACCCUCAGUUGUUCACAGGAAUUCUCUCGCCAUGGAAGGGUUUGCUGCUUUAUGGGCCUCCAGGCACAGGAAAGACUAUGCUAGCAAAAGCCGUAGCUACAGAAUGCAACACAACGUUUUUUAACAUCUCUGCAUCCAGCAUCGUAAGCAAAUGGAGAGGUGAUUCUGAGAAGCUGGUUCGGGUUUUGUUUGAGUUGGCGAGAUAUCAUGCCCCAUCCACCAUCUUUCUGGAUGAGCUGGAGUCAGUGAUAAGUCAGAGAGGUGUUGGUCCAGGAGGUGAGCAUGAAGGCAGCAGGAGGAUGAAGACAGAGCUCCUGGUUCAGAUGGAUGGACUGGCACGUUCUAACGACCUGGUGUUUGUUCUGGCUGCCUCAAAUCUACCCUGGGAACUGGACCAUGCAAUGCUGAGAAGACUGGAGAAGAGGAUACUUGUGGGUCUGCCUUGUGCUUCAGCCAGAAAGGCCAUGAUCAAUCACUGGCUUCCUCCAGUCAGCAAUACAGGAGGGGUGGAGCUGCGAACUGAGCUAGGCUAUGAUGUGCUUGCAGAGGAAACAGAAGGUUACUCUGGUUCAGAUAUCAGGCUGGUCUGUAAGGAAGCGGCGAUGAGGCCUGUCAGGAAGAUUUUCGACACCCUGGAAAAUCACAGUGAGGGUCACAGCCACAUGCCGCUUAUUCAACUAGAAACAGUGACCACGGAGGAUUUCCUGCAGGUCAUCGCUCACACCAAACCAUCAGCCAGGAACCUGACAGACAGAUACUCUGCCUGGGAGAGAGAGUAUGAGUCUGUCUGACCUUGCAUACCAUACAGCUAGACAACAAUAUAAUGCAGACAAUACCAUAAUACGGGAAACAACAGCAGGAAAACAACAUAAUACUGGGAACAACAACAGAUCAACGACAUAAUACAGGAAACCACAGCAGGAAAACGACAUAAUACAGGAAACAACAGCAGAUCAACGACAUAAUACAGGAAACAACAACAGGAAAACAACAUAAUACAGGAAACAACAGCAGAUCAACGACAUAAUACAGGGAACAACAGCAGGAAAACAACAUAAUACAGGGAACAACAGCAGAUCAACGACAUAAUACAGGGAACAACAGCAGAUCAACGACAUAAUACAGGGAACAACAGCAGAUCAACGACAUAAUACAGGGAACAACAGCAGAUCAACGACAUAAUACAGGGAACAACAGCAGAUCAACCACAUAAUACAGGGAACAACAGCAGAUCAACCACAUAAUACAGGGAACAACAGCAGAUCAACGACAUAAUACAGGGAACAACAGCAGAUCAACGACAUAAUACAGGGAACAACAGCAGAUCAACGACAUAAUACAGGGAACAACAGCAGGAAAACGGCAUAAUACAGGGAACAACAGCAGAUCAACGACAUAAUACAGGGAACAACAGCAGAUCAACCACAUAAUACAGGGAACAACAGCAGAUCAACGACAUAAUACAGGGAACAACAGCAGAUCAACCACAUAAUACAGGGAACAACAGCAGAUCAACGACAUAAUACAGGGAACAACAGCAGGAAAACGGCAUCAUACAGGGAACAACAGCAGAUCAACGACAUAAUACAGGGAACAACAGCAGGAAAAUGACACGAUACAGUACAGAGACAGAUUACAUUCUAAUGAAUGUACAGAUAUUAUUAUAUUUUUAAAUUUGUUUUUGUAUUUAUAAUACAAAAAAAGACUAAUCACAAAUACUCAUUCCACGUUCAUCUUCACUAACAGCUUUAUCCUGAUCAGGCCCGAUCGAACAUCAGUCCAUCUUAAAGAACAAUACACACAUAUUUACACUUAGGGGCAAUUUAGGGUCUAACAACAAGCACAUUUUGAGCGGUGGGAGGCAAACUGAUAACUUGGAGGAAACCCAUAAGAAGAUAGAAUAUGAAACUCUGCACAGAUAAUAACCCGAAUUCAUUCAUGGGUUUAUUUUGUCACCAUCUCACCCACUGUAAUUAUCAGAGUACAACAAAAUGCUCUCACAACAAUACAUCAAUAAAACUCUUAACAUCUAAUAUUACAUCUACUGCAA
This is a messenger RNA of Tachysurus vachellii, 2930 nucleotides long. RefSeq names its product katanin p60 subunit A-like 2 (gene katnal2). The coding region runs from base 58 to 1671 and encodes 537 amino acids. Gene Ontology annotation, molecular function: protein binding; ATP binding; ATP hydrolysis activity. Lineage: Eukaryota; Metazoa; Chordata; Actinopteri; Siluriformes; Bagridae. The record is from RefSeq and is a predicted model, not a curated record. The transcript is spliced from 16 exons.